AUGAAACCUCAUGUGGUGAUAAUUUUGCUCAAGCUAAACAUCAAAUCUCAUGAACGAGCUCCAACAGCCCGCGAUUCCCGAAUUGAACGACGUGGACUAGCGCCGCCCAAUAUUCUCACAAUGGCGCCGCUUCUCUCCGGUCGACUCCUCCCGGUCCUGAGGUCUUCACCAACGACCUCGCUCGUGCAGCCGCUCGCGGCCCGCCUCGCAUCCGGCUCCCACUUCUCAACAUCCUCUCCAGCCUUCAACAAAGCACGCCGCGGCCUCCCAGACCUCCCCCCCAAGUCCUCCGCGCCCAAGUCCUCCCAGUCCUCCCAGUCCAACGACCCCCUCGCCGACUUAAAGUCCUCGCGCUCCUCCCACCCCUACGAUGCUACCAAGUCCUCAAUCGCCCAGCUCAUCGGCGCCGACAUGACGACCGCCUUCUCCAGCCUGGAAUUCUCCCCGAAGCUUCUACGCGUGCCUGUUCGCUCCGCUCCUUCGACGGGCCGUACCGUUCACGUCAGCGGACCGGUCAAUGCCGCGAGGGCUUUCGCCAUGGUGAACCAACGAUGUACGCAGAACCGUAUCGCCGCGAUUGCCAACCAGCAACGAUUCUACGAGAGGCCCGGUCUGAAGAGGAAGAGGCUAAAGAGCUCCCGGUGGAGGGCGAGGUUCAAGAAGGGAUUCCAUGCUACGGUUGUGAGGGUGCAGGAGUUGGUCAGGCAGGGAUGGUAA
Molecule: messenger RNA, 717 nt
Organism: Scedosporium apiospermum
Lineage: Eukaryota; Fungi; Ascomycota; Sordariomycetes; Microascales; Microascaceae
Exons: 2
Coding region: 1-717 (238 amino acids)
Biological process (GO): translation; mitochondrial translational initiation
Cellular component (GO): ribosome; mitochondrial small ribosomal subunit
Molecular function (GO): structural constituent of ribosome
Source: RefSeq, a predicted model, not a curated record